ACGAUGCGUUCAGGAGCGGUCGGUUGCAACUGCGAGGACUUGUUUGUCUUUGUAGGUUUUCAUAUUUCUCAAUUAUAAUUGAGUAUUUUAUAGUUACACUCUGCUUUGGAAUACAUAAUGAAGCAUGUUUGUAACAAUUGAUGCUAUAAAUUACACGGCGGCUACUAUUCGACGACCUGAAAGCUUAACGUUAAGCGUAAACGUUACUUUUCCUUAAAUGUUGUUUUUGGUGUGAACCUGAAUGCAGCAGCGGCAUGCAUUAAGUGACGUCACAGGCCGGGCGUGGACCGCGGCGGCGGUGCAGCGUGGAAACUAGGUGGCAGCCAACUUGGGUAAUGAUGGGGGAAGGAGAUGGGGAUGAAAGGCGUGUUGGGUAAUUUUGCUGCAGCUCAGCAGGCGUCUGGAGAACGUGGUGAAGUGUUAGAGUGGCUAUUAUUUCCUAUUUAUUGGACCAAAAUACUUCUAUAAAUUUUUUACAAUCUACACUUUGCUAACGUCUUUAUCCAUAAGACACAGACACUAGAUGUCUCUCUCGUGUUGUGCUCCCGUCUCUUAACUGUAUUGUUUUAAGAAAAGCUUUUGCCACAUUAAAACCCACAUUGGUUGUGGUUUAUUGAUUAUGGUCAUAUUCAGUGACUUGGUGAAAGUCACGGAUAAAUAGGUUUGUGUGUGUGUGUGUGUGUGUGUGUGUGUGUGUGUGUGUGUGUGUGUGUGUGCGUGUUUGUGUGUGUGUGUGUGUGUGUGUGUGUGUGUGUGUGUGUGUUUGUGAUUGUGAAAAAAUGGCCAAACAAACCUUUUUUUGUAGAAGAUGAUGUCACAAACACAGUGAUGAUCACUAUAAUGUAGUGUGUUCUUGUUAUGUACGGAGGCCUCUCACAUUGACUGUCUUGCUGCCAAGUUUGUGCUGUUAAUUUCCUUCAUUAUAAACGCCACAUCUGGCUCAUGUCUUAUGUCGGUCCAAAUCAGUGGGGGUAUAAGAAAACCUAAUUUUUUUGAGAGGCACCGUGCUGUGUCAACCGAUGCUUGUAGCUCCAGCCUGGAAGGUAUUUCCUGAUUGGUUGCUGCGAGCAGUGCGGGUCAGAGUGGAAGCCCACAUACAAGUGUGGUCAUUCAGUGGCUGUGAACAGUGCUCGGUUUUCAUCUCACUCACAUGUGGAGGCUCCGAGGCAGGCAGCCAGACGGACCUGCAGAGACGUGGAGUUGCUAUGGCCGUGGCAUUAUUAUGGCUGUUUUAUCUGCUUAUCGCACUGCUGCCUGCUGAUUGUUUUCAGGGAGAACCCCACCUGUGCGACUCAAGUUGUGCUGGGCUUCCUGCUCCUGACUUAUCCUUUCAGAGGGGGGUGAGGUACACCUACAGGUAUAGCACCACAGUUACCACCAGCCUACACGGCUCCAACGCAGGCAGGAACGGCCUGGCUUUGGACUGCGUCGUUGACAUCGACGUGGUCUCCAAGUGUCACCUAAUGAUGCAGAUCAGGAAUCCACAGAUAAAGCGCCUUUCGCCUCAGAAGGAACACUCGGUGCAGCGCUUAAAAAGCUUGAGGGAGUCACUGGAGAGAACGCGCCUCAAGUUCUCCCUCCGACGGGGAAAGGUCACGGCCCUCUGUCUCCAGGAGGGGGAGCAGGUGUGGGCCCUCAACAUUAAAAGGGCUUUACUGAGCAUGCUCCAGACCUCCCGCACAGCCUCCAAACAGGAAUUACAAAAGGAGACGGAUGUAUACGGGACGUGCACCAGCAGGUACGAGAGACAAGGGGCUGUGCUGCUGAAAACCAGGGAUCUAAAGCAGUGCCAGGAAUCCAGACUUGCAAACCUUUGGCCUCGUUCAGUGGUUCUAAGUGAAGAUACACCAGUGCAGACAGAGCUUCACUGCGUUCAGCGCAGUGGGUCCACAGUAAUGGAAGAGGUCAACUGUACCGAGGCGGUUUCAGUGGCAACGUGGUCCAAGGCUCCGGGGCAUCUGAAAACCCAGACAGUGUCCACGCUGCUGCUGCUGAGGGCCCAGCCAGGCGCUCCUUCAGGAGCAGAGUCUUUAAAUGGUGGAGCGCUAACGGACCUGACGUUUGAGGAGGAAGGGGCUCCGAGGGAAAGGAAAUUCAGAAAUUCAACACCUUUGCAAGCAAGUCAGACUGUGAGGAGGCUGUGCAGCACCACGUCGGACCUUCAGCGGACGUCACAAGAGUUCCUUCAACUAACGUUCCAGCUGAGAGAUCUGACUCUUUCUCAACUGAAGAUGCUUUGGCAAGAAGUGUCUUUCAAGUGUCGCAAUGACUGGCAGCCAUUGUUAGACGCAUUACCGGUGUGCGGGUCCGAGAACUGCCUUGUGCUGCUGACGGACCUGAUCAGGAACAAAGAGGUGGAGGAGGAGCAGGCUCGAUCUUUCCUCACCACCAUAGCCCUCGCCCCACAUCCAUCCCCACAGAUCAUCGACUCUAUCAACGCCUUACUGGAGGUGCCUGAGCUGCAGACCAAGGCCCUGUUGGCUGGAUCAUCUUUGGUCUAUCAAGUCUGCCAAAGAUCCCAAACUCCCUGCGAUAAACUUCCUCAUGUGCAGACUUUCCUGAAGACUUUAUGGGAAACCCUGAAGGAAGGCUGCGAAAAACCUGCUCGAUUGACUGAGGUGCUGUAUGGGCUGAAAUCAGUGGGAAAUGCCGGCCUGUCUGCUCAGACCUUCAUUCCUCUCUUAAACCGCUGUGUCCUCGGCCACUCCACCACACUGCAGCUGAGACUCGCUGCUGUCCAGGCCUUCAGACGCUUCCCCUGCUCAGCUGAUCGGUCUGUGCUGUUGCAGCUGUACCGCUCAUCCCAGGAGGAUCCUGAGGUCAGAAUCGCCGCAUACCAGCAGCUCAUGCGCUGCCCUGACCAGAACAUAUUCACAGUGGUGAGAAUAACUCUGAGGAAUGAGACGUCCAGCCAAGUGGGCUCUUAUGUGUGGAAUCACCUGAAGAAUAUCUUAAGAAGUGAGGAUCCCAUGAAACAGUCACUGAUUGAGUCACUGCCUGACGAUAUUAUCAGCAGAGACUUUGAAGCUGAAUUUUUAAAGUAUUCGUCCUAUUCUGACUACACAUUUGCGACAGGAAUGGGAAUCAUUAACUUGGAAACAUCUUUAAUUUUUUCCUCCAAAUCGUUUCUACCGAGAUCUGCUUCCGCCAACCUCACACUGUAUUUUUAUGGUAGAGCCCAUAACCUCUUGGAAGUGGACCUUCACGUGGAAAACGCUGAAUCGCUUAUGAAGAACAUUUUUGGCCACCAGACUCCCGACUCUGAUGAAGAAUCUGCCAAUCAAAAGCAUGAGAAGGAGGCGAGGAGGACAAGAAGAAGAACUGAUGAUGACAAUAGAAAAGGAAAAGAAACAUGUUCCUCCAGCACUAACAGUUUUAUAACCCAGGCUAAAGCCAUGUUGUCUGGGAGGAGGAGAACCGAGGAGAACAGUCCCAGAUGUUGGGUUGCCGUCAAGGUGUUUGGAAAUGAGCUCAGCACAUUUACGUGUGAAGAUCUCCACAGGCAAAUCGACCAGCUGUCGCUGAGCAUGGCAGGGCUGGCUGUCAAACUGCUCAAGGGUCAUGAGGUUCAGCUGAACCACAGGGCCGUGCCGAUGUCAGACCAGCUGAUUUUACCAUCCCUGUCUGGUUUGCCCAUCAAAAUGGGCAUCAACAUGACCUCUCUCGUCUCACUGCGUCUGAAGGGCAACGUCAACUAUCGGGAUACGUCUCACUUCUCCUUGACUGGACACGUCAAACCCACGGUUUAUGUGGGCCUGUCAGUCAGGAUGGGGGUUGACGGUGCUUUGGGUCAGGCUGCGCUGGACUGGGUGUCAGAGCUGAGGAGCUCCACCAGUCUGGACGGCAGCGUUCAGCUGCAGGAGGGGAGAGAUGCCAGGGUCAUGCUCAACACGCCUGAGGACGUGAUGGACGUCAUUUCUCUCAGCUCCCACGUGUUUCAGCUCAGUGGAGAUCACAGGGAGGAAAUAAAGGGGCCAAAGUACCGUGUUGAGAAGACCACCUGCACACCGAAGGCGUGGUCUAAGAUGGUUGGCUGGCAGCUAUGCUCCAAUUCCUCGUACCCGUCACUUUCUACUGGUGUUUUGCUUCCCCCUCCGGGACCAGUCCAUUUCUCCCUCAGGCUGCUGAAGCUGGACAGAGGCCUCCGUUAUUACCUGCUGGAGGCUGCCUACUCGCUACUGCCACAGAGAGGCACCUGGUUCCCCAGAGAGGUCUCCAUCCACCUCCUUCUGGCCACUCCUCAGUCUUCUAUCUCCAGGGACAUGUCCCUGGACCUGGCCUUCAGCCCUCACAGACUUCUGCUGAGGAUGGCCCAUCCUCUGAAAACCAUCCACAUACAGGGGCAAAUGGAACAAGAGGGGAAAAUAAAGUCUGGGAAAUUGGAGUUGAUAAUUGAUGGCGUCUCCUACUAUAUUAUGGGUUUGGUUGACGCUCAGAUGCUGUUGUCAGACCACAGGACACGCUACCACCUCGAAGCCAAAAUGGCUGCUGACAGACAUCCCAUGAUCCUCUCUGCUAACGUUACUCGCGAACUGGGCAGGAAGACCAGCUUCUCUGCCACUGUCAAGAACGUGUUCCGAGAUACGAUGUCCCUGUCAGUGGCCCUGGAGCGCAGACGUGACAGCAGCAGCAGACAGUACUCCUUGGAGGCCGAGACCCUGUUACCCGGCGUGCUCGGCAGCCGGAUGCUGGGCCUGAUGGAGCACAAGGGCUCAGUGUGGAGCUCUGCGCUGAGGCUCAAAUACGGCCUGGGAGGUGAUGCUCGACACCUGCGGCAUGAGUGCUACACGUCCCAGCGAAUGAGGAGCGAGAGGGACGCCAACCGGACUUACAUUAUGAGAGCAGAUCAUGAAUUCUACUGUUCCAACACUGCUCCCAUCAACCACAAGAUGCACCUGAGGCACGAAGAAAGCCCCAGGCAUGUUAAAUCAUCUCUGGAGUUGAGCUACGGUGAACACUGGGACGAGAUAAACAACAAAUGCAAACUGCAACUGAGUCAGUCCCUCAGGAACCAAUCCACACCAAAUCACACCAGCUACGCACUGGAGUUCAGUCUCCAAAUGCCAGAGAAGAAUCUAAACUACAGGACCCAGCUGCUACACUCUCACCUGAGGCAGUUUGGGUCUGAGAGCAGCACUCACCUCAAAAUCAACUACAACAACCAGAUGCCACUAGUUGCUGGUUUACACUGGAAGAGCAAUCUCAUAGAUCCCCUGCAGAGGAAAUGGGAAGGCACGUUUAACAUGGACACACCGUGGCUGUACAUCUACACCACACACAAGCUAAACCAGCUCCAGCAGCACACGCUCCAGCUCACUUCAGAGCUGACAGCCAGCAAGUGGCUGACGAUCCGUAACCUCGUCCUGGAGGGUUUCUACAGGGACAGGGGCAGGGAGAGGGAGGCCCGUCUGGAGCUCUACACACCAGCUGCCACCUACGUUCAAACCGGAGGGUGGUGCAUGGUGGGGAAGUGGAGUGUGAAGGUCUCCUGCUCGCUGAGUUCAUUGUGGACUCCUCCCUUGAGAGGAGACAUCUCCCUGGAGGCCUCCAAAUCCAGCCACACCCUGCAAAUGUCCUCCUCCCUGGGCAAGCAUAACAUCAGCAUUGCUGCUGCUCUGAGCAACGUAGAUAAGAAUUUGAAAAAGAGGCAAGUGACACUGAAGGCGACGCUCUCGAAGCCCAAGAGUUCUCCCGCAGAGCUGGACUUUGAAGGGGCAGUGCAGGAGCUGAGGAAGGACAAGAAGAUGUAUCAGAAAACCGCAGUGCUGAAGCUUAGACAGCCCUUCCACACCUUUCCCCAGAACCUGCUCCUCAGGGAAACGUUCACCGUCGACCUCCUAAAAGGCCUCUACGUCCUAGAGUCCAAAGGUAUUUUCAGUGACAGCAGAGAGGUCAUCCACACGCUCACCCUCGGCUACCGACCACACAGUCCUUUUAUUUGUUCUGCUCUGGUCCAUCCUUUCAACUCUGACACUGUUCCAUCGGACUCAGAAAUGUGUGUGACUGUGUCCAGCAACCAGACCCAGAAAGACAUGCAAGGAAGGUUACGGGUCGGCAGCAAGGACAGACUGACGUUCUUCGGACAGGUUCAGCUCAAUCCUUCGCAGUCAAGUCACCAAUCAGUGAAGGUUAAAGCCAAUUUCACCCACCAACUCCAGCUGCAGCUCCCCGCCUCUGCUUUAAUGGAGGGAGACGUGCACUGGAAGUCCAAGAACAACACUGACUUUGAUUAUCAGACGAGAGGGAAGCUGAGAAUAGAGCGACAGGAGUGCCAACUUUCUCUCCAUCUGAACGGCACAUCAGGCCGAGUGGGGCUGUACUCGUCCCUCAGGCAUCCCUUUAAAUCAAAGCUUCCCAAAACGCUAGAGGUGAAGGCCACUGCCGGCCUGUGCGCAGUGUCUGGUACAGGCAGCAGCUCCGUACACGUGAGGGCCGACGGGAAGGACAGGGUGAAGCUGGAUGCUCAGAUGUCCCACUUCCACCACAGCCAGGACCGAGGCGUGGGAAUAAAGAUGAACUUGUCCCAAAGCUUGCUGCCAGUGGCCACUGACCUGCAUCUAAACAUGGCCGCCAACAUGUCCUCAGACAGUGUGUCUCUGCAUGGCUCAUAUACACAGGGACGUAAGGCUCUGCUGGCUCAGAUGAAGGGCUCACUAAAAAACACCAGGGGUCUUCAGCUGGCUGUGUCGGGGGACCUGAGGCACUCUAUGGCCAGCCUUGCUAUUCUUCCUGCAGCCCUGGGGUUGGAUGGGGCGCUGGCACAGUCUGACACCCUCACAGAAGGGCAGUUGAGAGUUAGAGUAAUGGACACCGUGUACUGUGUGGAGCUGAGACAUCAGGAGGACCCUGCAGAAACUCCAGACAGACUAGAGGAUGAAGGCAUGCUGGGAGAAAAGUCCCACGAGGCUCGUGAUUGGCUGUGUGUUUGGUCAGGCGAGGAAAAUCUGUGUGUGAAUGUGAGUCGGCAGCAUUGGAAUCAAGGACGGGGUGAGAUCCACACCCGACUCUCUCACUCCUUCCAGAAGCUGAAUGCCACAGGGUUACCUGCCAACAGUAGCGCCCAGAUGAGGUGGACUCUGGACAGUAAUACACUGUCAGUCACUGCUGAGCUGCAGGCGGGGCCUGAACACCUGACCGCAGAGUUUACUGGAGGCAGGACAGAUCAUCUUAUGCCACGAUGGGAGUGUUUCUCCAACCUGCAGCACCAAGUCAAAGUCCUGCUGGAUAGAGGCCUGCCAAGCUCCCUCCAAACCAAAGCACACUACCAGUCUGAAGCAGCAGGUCUGAACACAGGUUUGGACCUUGUUAUAGAAGAUGUGAGAACGGCCAGCGUCCUUUUUAGUAUCGGGUCAAAGAACAGCACAGCUUUGAUGGUGAUGUCACUAUGGCAACAGAUGAAGCUGCUCCAAGGACUCAUACCCACCUCUUUACAGAUGAACUGCACAGGGGAUGCCACGGCAGAUCGACUCUCGGCCCGUUGCUAUGGUAACGUGUCGGGUCAUCCUGUGGAGGUACGCAUGUCUCGCUCCCAUAGGCCACACAGGAGGCUGUGCUACGGGCUAUCGCUCGCUUACGUCAGCCUCGGGGCUCAAGCCAAGGGCUGUUACAGCCCGAACGGCCACACUGAGCUCAGAACCAACCUCACUCAUUCCUCUGAGCUGCUGCGGAGGCUUUUGGGAAUACCCACUAAAUGUGGUCUGCGGCUCCUGCUCAGGCCUGGGCCUCAAAGGAAGUCCCUGGGUGUUAGUUUGGUGGCAGGCCCGUGGAAGAUGGAUUCUAGCGUGGGGCUGAGGGUGGAGAGGCCUGGGCUGUACGGCUGGCAUGGGCUGCUUGACUAUGGGACCCCCAGCGUUGCGCACAAGGCUGAGGUCAAAGGUCAGGUGAGGUUGAAAAGCCUGUGUCACAUCUGGGCAGACGUCAGCGUGAUGUGGGACUCGGUCAUCUCCAGUCUGUUGCUUUCUGUCCAGUGUAAAGGUGUGGGGAAACUGGUGUGGGUGCAGGCUACAGACAUUCAGGGAGGUGUGACGCAUAGAACAGUUUUAACCAUACGCGGACAAGCAGCGGAAGAUGGACUCAAGGGAUCUCUGGCUCUAGUGAGUGGGCAGGACUCCCUCCAGUGCCUCUUGUCUGUUCUGCUAAAGGACCAAAAGGCUGAAGUCAGUUGGAUCCUUCAUCACAACUGGGCCUCUGUUGCCCUCAUCAUGCCAAAGAGAGUGGAGCUCCAGGGUUCAGGUCAGCUUCUCAGUACCUCCUUCUCUGGAAGCGCUCGACUCUCGUGUGACGCACGCGUCGCACAGAUGGACGUGACCUGGGAGCGCUCGAAUUCGUUCAGGGUCGUACUUCACCAAAACACGGCCUCGGCUGCUUCACCAGGGCUGCUCAUCGUUAGCGUGUUGAGCACAGGCAGCCGCGUCCAGCUCGAGGUGGAAGGCGACGCGUGCUCCCUGCUUCUCCUCACGAACCAGCAUGCGGGAGCAGAGGACGGGAGGACUAGCUGGAGCGUUUACGCCCAGCAGCGAUGUGACUUAAUGAAGACUGUCCUGCCCCCUCAGAGCUCAAUCGACAUCUCCGUCUCCCGUUCUGGCAGCAGCACAAGUGUCAGUACUGUCCUCCAGGCUGAGGGAAAACAAAACGCCAGUCUCAUGCUGCACCUUGCUCAUCAGCCAAGCCUCACGGUCAGAGCAUCGCUCCAGAAUUCUAUAGACCGAAUGCUCAGGCUGGGAUUUCCCUCCCGUGGCGAGGUCUCCCUGAACGCCUCUACCCAGCAUGGUGUGUGGGUUGGCUUGGAGCUGGGGAACUGUUACAUUCAAGGUGGAUUUGUGAAGAACAAAGACACAGAAGGGGAGCAGACUUCUUACUCGGUCACUGGGACCAACAGCUGUCCUGCUCUACAGGGAACAGUCCUGCCGGUGUUUGUGACUCUCCAGGGGUUCCUGUCGGUCGCUCCCUGCUCCCUGAUGCUGACCUCCUCACUGAGGGCGGACAACCGAAGCCUCUCGCUGGAUCUAAGCAGGUCCUGCAGGCCCCAGCAUCUGUCCGGGAGCCUCGCCCACUCCUUCCCUGCGCUGAAGAGACACGGUCUGCCUCCCGUCCUCAACAUAGAGGCCACUUCUGGUGGUGCCUCACAGGUUAACAGCCUGUUCGUCAAGGUUGGAACGUGUCACAUUAGAGCCAACAGAGACACGGAGUCCAAAACACAGACUAAGUGGCUCUGGUCUCUGGAGUCCAGGUGCCCACUGUUACAGACGCAGCUGAAUGGCUCAGUGUCCCAGGACCCUGACGGAUCAUGGAUCGCCGAGGUGGAGACUGUUCUGCAAGAGAAAAGGGCUUUCCUGAGGCUCAAUGCCAGACCAUGGCCAGAGCUGAGUGUGGAGGGUCAGUUCAGUCACAACCUCCCAGCUCUGAGAGGUUUACCUGAACGCAGCACAAUAAAAGUCACCAGCAGAGUGGGAAAACAGCAGCAUGACAGCGAAGCCCUCGUUCAGAUGGACGAAUGCGCCAUCAGAGCCAGGGGGGCGCUGGUUUCACAGCCGGGCCUGCAGGGGUCGCUGGCGUAUCACAACAACUGCUCUGUGAUUCAGGAGUGGGGUAGUCCUGGCAGGAUGCUGGUUUCUGGGUCCCUGCUUGUCUCCCCAGCAUCCGCCAUAUCUGAGGUCGCCAUGACGAUAGAUGAUACAGGUUUACAAGGUUUAGUCGCCCUUAAGAAAACUAAGGAUCAACAUGAAGCAUCGCUUUAUCUAAACCACUCUGCGCUCCCCCUGAAGAAGCUGGGGCUCCCUCUAAAAACAGCACUCACACUGAAUUCUGGGAGCCACAGUAAUGGCUCAUACUUUUACAUAUUCAAAGCCAACGCGGGAGCUCAAAUGAUAACUCACGAGUUGACGGUCUUAAAGGCAUCUAAAACUAUAAGAGUGAAUGGUAAUCUCAGACAUACAGUGAGUUAUCUGAAGACAGUGGGGUUCCCUGCAAACAACAGCCUCCAGGUAGAGCUCGGCUCUGCUGAGGGGAAGACAUUGACCCUGCAGUCCCAGUUUGGAGGUCAACAGGCCGGACUGAGAGUGAAGAUGAGAGCCGUCUCCAUGACCAAAGACCUGCGAGGAGGCAUGUGGCACAGCUGGCGGUGGCUUCAGGAUAGAGGAGUGCCUCUCAAAGUAGAGGGCCUGUGUUCCAUCCAGGGGGUGUUUUCUCAGCUUCAGUCCAGGGCUCAGCUCACCGUGGACAGCCACAAGCUGCUCACCUCUGGAUUCAACGUCAGUACGGCCGAUGGACGUCUGGCUGUACACGUCUCCUUCUCGCCACCACCCUCCAAUCGAACACAGGCACCCGACAGUCUGGACGCUGCAUUGGCUGCUCAGUAUAAAGGUCCUCUGUGGAGUGCUUCAGUAGAUGUUACCCGUCCAGACUGGAGGGUCAGAAUGAUGGGGGACUUAGGAGGCCACGGAGGGUCCAAGGAUGCCAGAAUCACAUUACGGCACACUGUGCAGGGGCAGACUAGCCCUACCCUGCAGGUUGAGGCCUGGGGACGACUUACCGAGUCACAGCUGAGGUGCUCCAUGGCUGUAAACCCUGAACUCAGCUCCUCACUUGCUCUUAUCAUUCAGGGACACCACCUGCCCCAUAGUAAGGACCUGAUGGUGAAGGUAGUCCAGAAUAUCCCUAAGAUCUCCCUCUACUUACCCUCCCAGCUAAACGUUCGGUCUCAGCUGAACCAGACUCAGUCAAGUGUGACGGGUUUGGUGGAGGUGUCGUCAGGCAGGAGGAGCCUGUGGGCUCUGGGGGAACUGGCAGCCAUCGGAGGUGGAUACAGACAGGCCGUAGAGCUCAAACACUCAUACCCACAGUUGAAGCCGCUCCCCAGGAACGUCGCAGUGAGGACUGUGUAUGAAGGCAGGGACUGGACCUACCAGGUGCAACAUGGGGCUGUGUGGGGCAACCAGGAGUUCAGCCUGUCUGGAAUAUACUCCGCUCCUGCAACACUGGAGAUGGGGAACCACACGCUGAAGGUUCACAUCAAGUGUGUUCCUCGCUGGACCAGUUUGGACGUGACACUGGAGCGGUCGCUGCGAGGCCGACUGGACGCUGUGCUGCUGGGCUGGACGAGGCACGGGCGACCGGAGCAGGUCAGUGCCCUCAGCUCAUGGAGUCACUCGGAGGAUCUGAAUGAGACCAAGCUGGAGCUGAGGCAGCCGUUCUCCUCCACGCUCAGCCAGGUGUCCUUCGACGCACACAGCUCGAAGAGGGGCAAACAGAGCAGCCACCAGGCCAGUCUAUCAUGGAACAGUACGGUCCCUACCAACAUCUCCCUGAGUCUUAAUCAGCAGUGGCGGAACACGUCCAGCAGGGGGCAGGCAUGUGCCGUGUUCUCCACACAGCAGAUGGUGUCCUUUGUUAAAGGUUGUGUGUCAGUGGGUCAGGAGGGCAACUCGUAUUCACAAAACGCGGCGCUAACGUGGGAGAACAAGAGUGUGACGCAAGGCAUGACGUACCAGAAGGGCCCACGAGGGCUGCACAGCCUCCAGGUCGACGUUGAGUUGGACAGAGUGUCUCCUGCACCCUGUCCUUCACACACACUGCUGGUGAACGUCCAGACCAACCUCAGGGAUCAUUUAGAGCACACCGUGCAGCUGGGCCUCUGCCCCCCACAGCCUACUCUGUCAUGGGCAGGAUCACACAGAGUGAACGCAGGACGGGAACUGUUUUACACACAGUCCCGUUUGUCUGUGACAGGACGCCCCAACCAGUGCAGCCUCACCCUGGUCCUCACCAACUCCUCUACUGCCCAGUGCACCAACAUGUCUCUGUUCUCUGAGUCUAGGAUGGGGAACUGGAGUGUGCAGGUAGGGGGCAGUGCCUUGUCCUGGCACAGGGGCUCUGGUCUCCAGGUGCAGGCUGCACUGGACCAAAGAGAAAAGAUCUGGCUGAGUGGGAUGUUAGAGGGACCGUGCCUGCAGGCCACUGCAGGUUAUAUGAAUGAUUCAGGGCCUGAUGAGGUCCUCACUGUAGCAGCAUGUGCACGAACAAAUCGCACAUUUGCGCUGGAGGUGCAGAAGAAAGUCAACAGCAGCAAACCUGAAACUCUGGGCAGCUUGUCUGUGGGAUCAGCGCAGCAGAAGCUGGUGCUGAAAGCAAGCGGGUGUGCGGAGAGUCUGACUUCAGCAGAGACGCGGCUUCACGGUUUAAUCUCCCACAUGCAGAAGAGGCUGCUGGAGAGAAUCAAGAGAGUCCAGCGUCUGCUCGCAGAAUUCAGAGUGCAGUCCACAGAUGGUGACGUACUCCAGCAGCUGAUCGCUCUGCCUCUUGAUGCCUCCCAGUGCGUCGAGGCUGUGUUAUCGCAGAGAGGCAGAGGCCUGUUGGCUCCUUGGCAGAGUAGCUUCCUUCGUCGCACUGUGACUGACAGCCUGCCUCGCUUUCUGAGGCAGCUGCACAACGCCUCGCUGCUGGGACAACAGGAGCUCAGAAAACCCCUGGCCACUCUGGCAGGUGUGUACCAGGACGUGAAAGGCCAGAGGCUGGAGGCCCUGUGGAAGCAGCCGCUUUCGUUGUGGACAGAGAUGCUGGUGGAGGUCGUCUCCGCUCUGCUGGGAAACCCUCAGCUCAAGCCUCUGGUCCAGGCCGGCGUUGGCACGCUGAGCGCUGCCGUGGAAGUGGCAGGACAACAUAGCUACCAGUGGAUGGAGGCCAGGUUGGCCACGGCUCUGUCAGGACUCAGGAAGCGACUGGCCUCCGUCUACAAACUCUCGCCCAGCGAGUGUUCAGUGACUGUGUCGGUGCCACUGCCACCCAUUCCGUGGUCCAGGGUGUCGGAGGCCGGGCUGGUGGAGAUCCUUUUAGAGGAGUGGCUCCUGAGGCCCCUGCAGACUGUGGCCACCAUCAGACCCACGGCCGAGCUUUACCACCUCAAGAGGAAGCUCAUGGACGGCCCGUUCAUACACCAAGCUCUGCUGGUGGCCGAUCAGUUCGUGGUGACGUUUGAUGGGCAUUUGUUUGAGCUCCCGGCCCCGUGCCCUCUGGUGAUGGCCCAAAGUGUCAACGCGAACCCCUCAUUCACGCUGCUGCUCGCGUCAGACUCGCAGAACCUUCUCCUGGUGGAAAUGAACAACAGCACCAUCAGCAUCCAGCGCAGCGGGCAGGUGAAGACGAACUGCAGCAACACAGUGACUCAUUCCUUCCACAGUGACAGUGGGGUGGACGUGAGGCGAGGGGCAAACUUUGUGCACGUGUCCAAUCAGGGUGGAGUGUCGGUGUCAUGUGACCUGCCACUUGAGCUGUGCAGCUUCACCACUGAUGGGUGGUUACAUGGCUCGUCCACUGGUCUUUUCGGGACCAAUGACAACGAAGCAGGGAACGAUUUUCUCUUGCCUGAUGGCUCUCGAGCUGAAAACCUGGACAGUUUUUUCCACAGUUGGCAGGUGAAUCCGGAGUGUGUUGGACCCAGACGUGCAACACAGCGCUCGUCCGAAACCACCACAUCCCCGUUUAACUGUGAACAUCUGUUCUCUUCUCCCGAUUCCCCUCUGAGUUCCUGUUUCAGGGUGGUGGACCCCGGACAGUUCUUGUCGGUGUGUGAGCCGAGCUCCUCCAGAGCCCCCUGCAGAUUAGCAGCUGCUUUCGUCCACCUGUGCCGGCAGAACUACGUCCCACUGGAGGUCCCCGUCCAGUGCUUGAAAGUUUAAAUAAAAUGCAAUCAAAGAUGAAGAUGGAUGGAUUCUGACCUCCGCUGCUGCUAAAACAAAAGCAUUUACACUCUUAUACCACUGCUUGUGAAUUUUGUACACCACCAUAUUUUAUAUCUUCUGCAACAUAAACUUCAGUCCACUGUAAAAGUGCAGGCAUUGGUCCCAUACUGUGAAUAUGAACAUAUUGAUUAUAGUAACUAGUUUAUAAUUAAUCAUAGGGCUUUGUUGUCUGUAGUACCAACACGGACGAUAUCUGUGAAUGACUGUGGUGCGACAUCUCUACCAAAUUCUCACAACUGAACUUGAAGAGAUUAACAAAAAAUGUUUUUAUGAUACUUUGCAUUUAUUGUAUUCUAUGUAUGUUCAAUACAUUUAUAGCCCUUUUGUUUUGUAGCUAGCGUGCUCUCUAAAAAAUGGGGAUGUAGUGGUCAAUCUUGGACUUCUGUCUCUGUGUGACACACUCAGCGAUCCAGAUGAUGUUACGAAUCUCCUGCUCCUUCAGCUUGAUGUAGGAGUAAAACACUCCGAAGUGGAACUGCUGCAGGAAGGCGAGUGUGUUCAGCUUCACCUGUGAAGAGACAAAAAUGUAGUUUGAAGUAUAAAUAAUACAUUCAGAUAUCAAUUGUAAUCAAGCAUGUUUUGGAAAAAGACUGAACAUUUCAGCUGCAGUGUGUGAACAAAUGUGCAGGAAUCUUGUGCUGGUUACAUUUAUUCUUGAGGCAGUUCACUCUUACUGACUAAUGAAUCUUAUUACAUUAAAAAAAAUUACCUCUUGUUCAAAGAA
Molecule: messenger RNA, 14460 nt
Organism: Betta splendens (Siamese fighting fish)
Lineage: Eukaryota; Metazoa; Chordata; Actinopteri; Anabantiformes; Osphronemidae
Gene: apoltp
Exons: 74
Coding region: 1020-13673 (4217 amino acids)
Biological process (GO): lipid transport
Molecular function (GO): lipid carrier activity
Source: RefSeq, a predicted model, not a curated record